AUUCCAACCUUUCCAUGUAGGGAAGCUCUUGCACUUCAUGGACUGUCCAUGCAAUUGUUGCAACUUUGGGAAUCUCUUCAUUAACCUCCAAGAUGUUCAUAGGCAGGCUCAAAGGAACAGCUUCUCUCUUCUGAGCUUUUGGCCCCCUGCUUUGCAGCUUCAGAUUAAGCCGGUAAAAGGGGAUUGAGCAGAAUCCAAGCUGCACGUGCUCCCAUCAUAGUGAAAUAUAGAGGGAAAUCUCCUGACAGAUCCUGACAACAGGAGCCACAGCAGUGAGAAAACAAGGAGCCGCAGCAGCGAGAAAACAAACACAUGCUGUCUGGGACUUCAGGGGUUUUGUAUGUUCAGCCAAUUGAGAUUUAUCAGCCCUCUUUUCACUGUAAUUCACAGGGACAUGGGAAUGUUUCGGUUACACCCGCACUGCUAGGCAGCAAACGCUGUGUGACUCUGGGAGCCGGGGCAGUUCCUGCUCGUAGCUGUGACUACACAAGCGUGGGGUGAAGCAGCCUGUCUGUGCUCUGCCAGAGCCUACAAUUAAGCCUCUCAAGCCUGUUUAAAUGAUACCAAGGCACGGCUCCAGUGAGAGGUCUCUCCCUUUCGCUAACCUAAUUUACGCUUGCUGUUGAUCACUUAAUGUCCCCUGUUCGAGCAUUUCACUCAGGCAGAAGAAAGGUCAACAGGGAGAGCAGAGUUCUUGGCUUGCACAUCUGUGAAGCCAGGCUCUUUAGGAAGUGUCUGACACUUGUAGAUCUCUACAGUGCCUGGUGAAGGACGUCAGUAUUUUAGCUGUGGAGUAGGUCAGUAUUUCUAAGCUGUCUGUGGCAGAUCCUCUUAUUUAUGGAAGCAUGUGGACAGCCAGUGACAGAGAGGGACCCAGACUUCAUGAGUGCCUUCAUGAAGUACAUUUCAGAGCCUGUGAAGAUGACUGAUGCUGGUGGGGCACAGGCCAGGCUGCACAUGAAGGGAUAUUGGGGGGGGUGGGUUCUGGUUGGUUGGGUUUGUUUUUGUUGUUUUCUUUUUUUUUUUUGAAGAGUCUAGUCAGCAGGGAAAAGGGCCAGAAAAACACCUCGCUGAGAAAAGCCUCCAAAUCCCAUAUCCGCUUGAAGCUGCAGAAAGAAUGAAGUGACCUUGGAUGACCACGUGCAGAAGGAAGACUGCAAUAUUCCAGCUGUUAAAUCGAGUGAUUGUGGAUUUUGAUUCUUUGCUGAAAGGCAGUGAUACCUCCUUGCAGUAAUAGCAUGAGCCAGAGCCCGGGCAGCAGGCGAGCGUAGAUGAAAAAUGGAGAAGCUAAAACACAGACGACCGACGUCUUGGCUAAUUGUCAUCCAUCGAGCCCAUCUGCAGAAGCCAAAAUAAACCAAAGUUCCCCAAACGCCAGACCAGCGCACUAACCGCAAGGUUGAAGAGCCACUUUUUGUCAAGGUGCUGCUCCCUGUAACGCUGCGCUCCAGAUACAGAGCGGGUGGAUUUGUUGUCGGCAGAGUCCAUGGUGCCGCCUCCCAUCGCUGGCUCUGUGUGAAGGUGGUGAGAGAAGAGAGAAUCGGGCUCAUUAUCGCCGCUGCACCUCUCACAAGGGGAUCUCAAACCACUUUAAAAUGAGAAAAUUAGUUUGCUUUGCAACAGCGGGGGAGAAGAAAAAACCAGCAAAGGUCAAGACUGUUUUCCAGAAAAGGAUUCGGUGACUUUUUAGAGGGGUCGGUGCCUGCCCUUCCCUUUGCGGUCAGCCGAGACCCGGGCGCUCAGCCCUGGGAGGGCCCAGCUCAUCAGCCACGUGACCAGAUUCCAGUAUUACUAUUAAAAGCUCAAAAACCCAGAGUCAGCUCCUCCCCCGAGUCUAAAGAUCCAAAACAAAAAACCGUCACGUUUCUCUGCUUGCUGUCUGGAUUUUUGAACUUCUGUUCUUCAUAUUUUCAACCACAAAAAUCUAGAAACCUCACGUUUUAAUGGAAGGGGAGGCUUGUAAUCUGAUAACAUAACCCCAGGGGCUGUGUGUAAAACAACAAGGCUUGUAAGAACCGGCCACUCCAAAAGCUACAAAGCACAUCCAGAGCAAAACUGGGAAUGAAAUGUGACCCCUGUUCUCUGGACACACUCUUCAUGAAACGUUUAUCUCUUUCUUUUUUUUUUUUUUUUAACUUGCUGGCGUCUUUCGAACUGCCACAGCCCUGCCUGUCCCUUCUUCAUGGGAAGGGUGAAGGACGUUUUGGUGGGAAAGAAACCCCUGAUGAAGUCUUCGUCUGGAUGGCUGUAGCAGGUCUGGCAGAGAUGCUACAAAGAACGAUCUCAGCACACAAAGAAAAUAACAAUUUGGACUGGAGGUCACAAGUGAACCUUGAUUGCAUUUGGGAACUGGUUUGAUGUUUGGGCUCAGUCGGACCUGGAAACCUGCUCCUGAUGUGUUUUAAUCACAGGCUUGACAGGCGGAAGCAAAAUGAGCAGCAGUUCAAGUGACUCAAGCAAGAUCACCUUGCGGCCUGGUGCUGCUUUCCGAUCGGUGCCGAUCCUGGCAUCGAAGGCAAGCGCGGUGAUGCUGGAGCUGGUCCCGCCUGCAGCCCCCGGAGAGCCCUUCGCACGGGCGACGCGCGGCCGCGGUGACCGAUCCCCCCGACCAAGCGGAGUACGUACGCUCGCCGCAGCCAGCAGCAGCUCCUGACCGAAUACCGGUACAGUCAGAGCUCCCAGAGAACUGGACAGAUACCCGUGAGACGCUGCUGGAAGGGAUGCUCUUCAGCCUCAAGUACAUGGGCAUGACGCUGGUGGAGCAGCCCAAGGGAGAGGAGCUCUCCGCAGCUGCCGUCAAAAGGAUCGUUGCUACCGCGAAAGCAAGUGGAAAGAAACUGCAGAAAGUGACUCUGAAAGUCUCACCCAGAGGGAUCGUGUUGAACGACAGUAGAACGAAUGAGCUGAUCGAGAACGUCUCCAUAUACAGGAUAUCCUACUGCACGGCAGACAAGAUCCACGAUAAAGUGUUUGCCUACAUUGCCCAGAACCAGCUCAAUGAGAACCUGGAGUGCCAUGCCUUCCUCUGUACCAAACGGAAAAUGGCGCAAGCGGUCACGCUCACCGUAGCCCAGGCUUUCAAAAUCGCAUUUGAGUUCUGGCAAGCGGCUAAGGAAGAAAAGGAGAAGCGGGAAAGGUCCAUCUUGGAAGGAGAAGGGACGAGCAGCCCCAGCUCGGAAGCCCCUGCCCACCCCGAUGCAUCAGCAGCCACGGGGAACUUGCUGGAUUUCGAAGAUCCUGCCAAAUCGCCCCUGACCAGCAGCACAAACUCCCCACACUUAGAUAACAGCGUGUUUGGGCCCAGCUCCUCUGUAAAUAACAACGUGGUGUGGGAAAUGGAUGAUGGUCUCGACGAAGCAUUUUCAAGUCCAAACCAAGAGCUUCCGUGCAUGUGCACACCGAGCAAUCCAGCAAUGUUUAACAAAGCCGUUUUCUUUCAGACUGGCUCAGUCGAGAACAAACCCUCACGUCCUCGACACGGGACUGACGGCUCAAGACAUCCAGAGCGCAGAAACGCUCUCGCCUGUAGACUGGAACAAAAUAGAUUCCAACACAGGCGAGAAAGAUGAUCUGUUCAUGUUUUGAGGUCGGAUGCAUCUAACAGCUGACGAGAGAAUAACCACUAAAAGUCUAUGGACUGACUCACGCUGUUCCGGGUGCUGUACGCGAGGGACUCUUCUGAGGGCUCUUCACCAAGUCAGCUGACGUUACAGCACAGUUUAGACCAAAGCUUUAGAAAUCUAAUGCAGAUUUUUGUACCUUGCUUUUAUCUACACCACGAGAUGCUCCUCGACGUAUUUAUUCGUAGCCAUUACAGUUUACAUAUAUUAUCAGAAGGUGUGUAGAGCAUCUACAGUAUUAGGUGGCAAUAUACCAUGGAAGAACCUUCAGCAGUGCCUGUUCCUCUCUGAAAAAGACUAUGCAACACCAAAGUCUCUCUGUAUAUACUUCCCUAGACAAAGGUCUGCAGACGCAAAUGCAAUUGCAAGCACAACUGUUACUAAUCCACUGUUUUGUGAACAACACAUCACCUGCCUAGGCGGAGGGGAGGAGAUCUGCAGCAGCUGCUAACAGUGUUAAAAUCAAAGAGGUAGCAGAGAUCUUGCUUUUGUUGCGAAUGUCUGUGAUACUCUCACAGUCGUCAAUCACCCCUACGAGUUCUGGCUGUUUCUUCGCCAGCUUCGUAUGGGAAUUGACACUUUUUUACCCAAAGACUCUAUGAAGUUUUGCACUUUAAAACUUGAACUGAAAGCAAUGGUCCUAAUUGUCAAGGUAAGCAGUGCCUGUAACUUCUCUUCAGAAGCUAUUUACCCAAAAAAACCCCAACCUGGCAAUGCUGCAGGUCUGUUUCAAAACUGACUACUCACACACACAGUUUCUGAUGUGACUCAAAAUCCUAAGGCUCCGUUGAACUGUUGGCUUUAAAAGGAAAACCACCAGGGAGUAACAAUUUGUUUUGCUAAAGCGUGUUGAAAGUUGCAGGUUGGGUGAACCCAGUAGCACAAUAGAUCUAUGUUCUUAGCUCUGCUAAGUGGAUUUGGCUGUGCAUGCCUUUUUACUGUCUCAAAACCGUUUGGUUGUUGCUCACUCAAUAGACUCAAAUGGAAUUGGAUUAGGCAAGACCGAUACCUGGAUGUUCAAUUAGCAAGAGGUGCCCCUUCCAGUGGUACUCCGAUCCCCUUCCCCCCGACAGCCGGUCUCCCGUGAGGCUUGGGAAGCUGUCUUCAUCUGCUCCUGGAAUUGAAAAUAAGUAAUGGAGGUAUAAAGCUUAUGCUAAUUAAAAGAUUAAGUUUAAUGACCCUAAAUAGUCACACUGACAGUUUGCAGUGUUUGUGGCCUUAUGUGAAGUAUACUAAUCUGUUUUAUAGAUUUGUAACUUGGUUUUGAAACACUAAUUCAUUCCCCAGAUAGCUCUUUAUAACUCUCUUAAAACUGCUUGCAGGAAAAAAAAAAAGAAAAACCUCUUUGUCAGCUCUAAGAAUUUAUUAGGAAGCAGCUGAGUGACUCUAACUUAGAUUUGAUUUUUUUCCCUAAGUGUUGUUGUGAUAAGGUAUCAAGGACUUGCGAAGCUGACUCAUCAUGUCUCUUAAUAAAAUGUGUGCUCUGUUUAUCCUGCAAAAUUGUGUUUAAGGCAAUUUUACGUCUUGAAACUACUGUGCCCAUGACUUAUUUGAUCUUAUGUGUAGCAUCAGUCUCGCGAUUGAAGGAAUUAUUCAAAGUUUGUCAGUGCUACAGAGGCACACGGUAGAGGCAUGAACCUAUUGCAUAAGCAACGCCAAAACUGCGCAGAAGUGGUUGUAGCAAGCGCCUUGUCCCGCACCCCGGGGAGUGGUGAUGUUCCUAGGAAAGAGCUUGGGCUGCAGGAAUGGACCAUGAGGAUUUAUUUCUCUUUCUCCUUUUCUAGAGACUCUAGGAGCAUAUACCGAAAUGCACAAUACUAUAUAUGUAUGUAUAUAGUUUUUUAAGAAAACCUUCUGCUGUAAAGGAUGUCUGUACUGAGGAAAAUAAAAGUUCUACCAUUUUUUGGA
Phalacrocorax carbo (great cormorant) is the source of this 5528-nucleotide messenger RNA. NCBI's taxonomy places the organism in Eukaryota, Metazoa, Chordata, Aves, Suliformes, Phalacrocoracidae. The record is from RefSeq and is a predicted model, not a curated record.